AUGGCAGAAGCCAAAGUUGAAGAGACCGUAUGUGAAGAUAGGAUCAGUGUUUUACCCGAUGAUUUGCUCGUAAUGAUAUUGGAUCUUCUCCCGACAAAAGACGCAGUAGCCACCAUGUUUCUGUCGAAACGAUGGCUUUCUACCUGGACGAUGGUAACUACACUCGAGUAUAAAGACAUCGACUGUGAAAGCAAGAAAAGCGUUUGGUGGUUUCUUAACAAGUCAUUGCAACUCCACAAGGCACCUUUAAUAUACAGCUUGCAUAUGGAACUUGGUCCACAGUGCCCUACUACUGACGAUGUUGAUAUCGGAAAGUGGGUUGCAAAAGCUGUUGACUGCUUGGUGAUUAACCUAUAUAUCAAGCUCCUCUGGUCCGCUGGUCCAACCAGCUUGCACAAGAGCCUUUACUCUUGCGAAUAUCUGGCUGACCUGACUCUCUCCGACCAGAUUCUCGUGAAUGUUCCUUCUUCUUCCGCCUACCUCCCAUCCCUCACAGACCUCGAACUAAACCGUGUCGUGUAUAAAGACGAGGAUUCUCUCGUUAGCUUGUUAUCGAGCUGCCCUGUUCUAGAAGUCUUGUCAGUGACACGGAGAGAAGAUGACAAUGUCAAAAAGUUUACGGUCAAAGUGCCUACUUUAUGGGACUUGUGGUAUGCUAAUUAUUCCUCUGGCAGCAGCAGCAAUGAUGUAGUAGACCAUACCGAUAGGUCUUUGGUUGUAGAUGCUCCUGCAAUGACCAGCUGUCGAAUCACUGAUUAUUCAGGAGACUCUCACUCCAUCGAGGAUAUGCCCUGUCUCCGGGAUGCAAAUAUCUUCGUUAAGUCUUGUUAUCAGGAUGAAAAAUUUCUAACUUCUUUUUCUUCAGUCUCGUCUCUUUAUCUGUACUUGUCUGAUGCAAUGGUUAAGUGUUGUACUACCAUCAACUUCUCUCGACUCAUAAAGUUAAGCAUAUUUCCAUUUGGACGAGACUGGUUAACACCACUCCUACUUUUGCUUGAAAAUGCUCCAAAACUAAAAGAGCUUUUGGUAGAUGAUGUACGUAUAAUCACCAUCCUCCUUUAUAUCUAUAGGCCCAAGCAUAUCCCAUUUGCAUGGAACCAACCAAGUCCUGUUCCCGGAUGCUUGUCAUCACAGCUUGAGAUAUUCGAGUGGAGAGCUUAUGGGGAUAGAUUAGAAGAGGAAGAAUUCUUGACAUACAUUUUAGCCAACUCUAUGCGUUUAAAAACGGCAACAAUCUCUUUGAGGUUGGAUCUUGAAGACCAAGAGUUGAUCAUCGAGGAGUUACAAGAUCUUCCUAGGGUUUCACCAACAUCUCACCUUUUGUUCAAAUGAACAGUCUACACUACACACUAUACAGUUUGUUUGGAUUUAGCUGUUAGAUGUUGGUUUGAUUAAG
Camelina sativa (false flax) is the source of this 1396-nucleotide messenger RNA. The record is from RefSeq and is a predicted model, not a curated record. NCBI's taxonomy places the organism in Eukaryota, Viridiplantae, Streptophyta, Magnoliopsida, Brassicales, Brassicaceae.